Messenger RNA from Callorhinus ursinus (northern fur seal), 1068 nucleotides. The record is from RefSeq and is a predicted model, not a curated record. Lineage: Eukaryota; Metazoa; Chordata; Mammalia; Carnivora; Otariidae.
AUGGCAAAUACUUAUGUCACUACACCUGAUGGUUAUUACUGUCUUGCUGAACCAGUACAGUGCUAUGAUAUUCUGCCAGAGCAAAUCAACUAUCAGCUUCAUGACACUGAUUUUCAAGAAUCAGCUUAUUGCCAGUAUUCUACCUUCCAGUUUCCAACAGCUCUACAGUCCCAAUCUUUACAAAGUCAUUUCAACACUUACAGCUUGGACCCACAGUUCAGUGGUGGAGAAUGUGGAUUUGGUUCCUAUGAAUUAAAUAAACCCAAUUAUGUGGUUGACCAUGAUGCUAAAGAUGGAUACUCUGGAAUAAAAAGGUCCAGACUCACUCACUCUUCCAUUCGGAUUAAGCAACAGGAAGAACUCUGUGUAGUGUGUGGUGAUAAAGCAUCAGGAUAUCAUUAUAAUGCACUUACUUGUGAAGGUUGUAAAGGUUUUUUUCGACGUAGCAUCACCAAAAAUGCAGUAUAUCGUUGCAAGAAUGGUGGCCACUGUGAAAUGGACAUGUACAUGCGUAGGAAAUGUCAAGAGUGCAGACUGAAAAAGUGUAAGGCAGUAGGAAUGUUGGCAGAAUGUUUGCUCACAGAAAUCCAAUGCAAGUCAAAGAGACUUCGAAAGAACUUUAAACAGAAGAAUAGUUUUUGCUCUAACAUCAAAAUGGAAGAGGGAGGAGUAGACAAGCUUGUAUCAUCCACCACUAGAUCUGGAAAAGUGAUUCAGGAGAGCAUGGAACUAACUCAAGAGGAACAUCAGCUCAUUAAUAACAUUGUGGCUGCUCAUAAAAAAUAUACAAUUCCUUUAGAGGAAACAAAGAAAUUUCUGCAGAAGUAUGCAAAUCCUGAACUGAGCUUCUUGCGACUCUCAGAGACAGUGGUCCUACACCUACAGGGGUUAAUGGAUUUUACCAAGGGACUCCCAGGAUUUGAAAAUUUGACAACUGAGGACCAGACUGCAUUAUGCAAGGGAUCAAAAACUGAAGUGAUGUUCCUUCAUGGGGCCCAACUUUACAGUCAGAAAGAAUGUCUUUCAUCAGCUUCUGAAAGUAAAAAAGGCCAACCAACUCAGUCUUAA